AUGGUGAAUAUCCCAAAGCUUAGGAGGACGUUUUGUAAGGGCAAAGAAUGCCGGCGACACACGCAGCACAAGGUGACGCAGUACAAGAAGGGCAAGGACUCUCUGUACGCGCAGGGGAAGCGGCGGUAUGACCGCAAGCAGCGGGGAUACGGUGGACAGACGAAGCAAAUUUUCCGGAAAAAAGCAAAAACAACGAAAAAAGUGGUUCUCAAGCUUGAAUGUACCGUCUGCAAACAUAAAACACAGGUGCCGCUGAAACGCUGCAAACAUUUUGAGCUUGGCGGUGAUAAAAAAACUAAAGGAGCAGCACUUGUUUUUUAAACGGGAUAAGUGGUGCAGUAUAGGUAUUAUAUAUGGGGUAUGAUGUUGGGCACUAUAUAUGUAUAAUAUAUAUCUUUUGGAUCUAAUGUCUAUAUUGUUUGUCUUUUGAGCCUAUAUACGUGUAUAAAAUAUAAAAAUACAUGUGCUAUUUGCUCGAAUAGUGAUAUAUGAUGUAUAAAUAUAGCAGGAAACAGUCUUCUAAAGGAGUGGUAGAAUAGUAUUAAAACAAUGCUAAAAUAAUGAAACGAUACAUUCAACACUACAAUGAAUGUUG
Molecule: messenger RNA, 595 nt
Organism: Pneumocystis jirovecii RU7
Lineage: Eukaryota; Fungi; Ascomycota; Pneumocystomycetes; Pneumocystales; Pneumocystaceae
Product: 60S ribosomal protein L44
Exons: 4
Coding region: 1-321 (106 amino acids)
Biological process (GO): translation
Cellular component (GO): ribosome; cytosolic large ribosomal subunit
Molecular function (GO): structural constituent of ribosome
Source: RefSeq, a predicted model, not a curated record